AAACAACAACAUCUAUCGUUGUCAGUUGUCAAAUUGUCACUGUCAUACUUUUCAUAAUAAAAAUGGUAUCCUGGAGUGCCCUAGGCCGAUCUUUCGGCGCAAAUUUGUUUAAAAAUAAUGUUAAGACACCAUUUGUAAUACAAAAUGUAAAAUUUUCCGUCGGAAACUCUUUAAGCGCCGGCCAUGGCCACAAAACUAUGGCAUUGCAGCCAUCGAGGUUCCAAUGGCACAAAUUCAAGGAUAUGUUCCACUAUUAUCUUAUGGUUGGUCUGAUUCCUGUCGGGGCAAUUAUUUUCUACACAAAUGUGUUUAUCGGUCCCGCUCAGCUAACUCCAAUUCCUGAAGGCUAUGAACCUAAACACUGGGAAUAUCAUCGACACCCAAUCACGAGAUUCAUCGCUCGAUACAUUCAUAAUAAUCCUCAACAGGAAUAUGAGAAAUUUAUGCACUACAUUGAUGAAGAAGCUCAAAAAGUGAAACUGAGAGCCUUAGAAAAGGAAGUACAUGCGAAAAUGGCGGAAAGACAGGACUACCAAGCGUAUUACUACCGACCAAUGGUCAAUAAGUACCACAGGAUUGAUAAGAGAACCACUGAUGAAAUGGUCGAACGUGUUGGUGACGAUUUUAAGGAAUAGAGUUUUUUAAUGGAAUUUUAGUUGCUUAGAAAUCAUUUGUAUAGUAUUUGAAGUAAGCGUAACUUUUUGAUUUAGUUUAUUGAUUUACUGAAUAUCAUGAUUUGAGAUCAGUGCUUUCUUCAUACACUUAUUGUUGCAAUAAAUCAGUUAAAAAUAA
Messenger RNA from Melitaea cinxia (Glanville fritillary), 792 nucleotides. RefSeq names its product NADH dehydrogenase [ubiquinone] 1 beta subcomplex subunit 5, mitochondrial (gene ND-SGDH). The record is from RefSeq and is a predicted model, not a curated record. The coding region runs from base 63 to 635 and encodes 190 amino acids. The transcript has 3 exons. Lineage: Eukaryota; Metazoa; Arthropoda; Insecta; Lepidoptera; Nymphalidae.